UUCAUGGUCUAGGUCCUGCUUGCUUUCCUCGGGAAAUAACGGCGGUAUUGAUUUUCCGUCGAGGAGGUGUGAGCGAGUGAGCGAGCGAGGCAGCCAGCCGCCAGCUUGGUCGCUCUCUGCUGCUGCUGCUGGAUAUGUUUUCACAAAUAGGUUAGCGCCAGCCAGUUGGGUGUUGUUGCUCUUCGAGAUGAGCUAAGCCAACAUGCAUCUGCACUUCGAGAGGAACCUGAACGCCAAGUGCGACUGCUCCAUCCUGUCCCUGACGUGGAUGGGAAAAGUACCUGAUGAGCUGCCGGAGGAUGAAGGUUGGAAGCUGAGCAGGACAAAUUACUACCAAGAAGGCUGGCUGGCGGCGGGCAACGUGCGGGGCAUUGUCGGCGUCACCUUCACCACUUCGCACUGGCGCAAAAAUUCAGAGUUUCCCCUGAGAACCAACUACAACCUUCGAGGACACCGCUCAGAGAUAAUUCUAGUGAAAUGGAACGAGCCGUACCAAAAACUGGCGUCGUGCGACAGUUCUGGAAUUAUUUUCGUGUGGAUCAAGUACGACGGCCGCUGGAGCAUAGAACUAAUCAACGAUCGCAACACCCCAGUCACUCACUUCUCAUGGUCGCACGACGGCCGCAUGGCCCUCAUUUGUUAUCAGGACGGAUUCGUGCUGGUGGGGUCUGUGGCCGGGCAGCGCUACUGGUCGUCCAUGCUGAGCCUGGAGUCGACCAUCACGUGCGGCCUGUGGACGCCGGACGACCAGCAAGUGUACUUCGGCACCACGUCGGGCCGUCUGAUCGUGAUGGACGUGCACGGCGCCAUGGUGUCGCAAAUUCAGCUGUGCCAAGACUUCGGGCCGAUCGUCUCCAUGGCCUGGAGCUGCGAAAAGUUUAAGAUGGAGGAAAAUGAAUCUGACACUACUAGUCCAUAUCACAACCGGGGUUUCGUGCUGGCGGUUUGCUUCAAGAACGGCAACAUUUUGCUGAUGAAGAGCUUCGACGACGUGUCUCCGAUCCAGCUGCAGACCGGACUGCUCGGCGUGUGCAUCGAGUGGAGCAACUCGAGGCAACUGCUGGCGGUGGCGGGCACCAAAGCAUCGACCGUGCCUUCCGACAGCCAGACGAACGUGCUCCAGUUCUACUCCGACAACGGAGUGCUGAUCCACUCGACGGCCAUUCCGUACAGGCAGUCCAACGUGACCGCCCUGACUUGGGGCCACAACGACAAGCGCCUUUUUAUCGCCACGGGGUGCCAGAUGCACAUCGCCUGGGUGUCGACGAGAAUUGCCAGCCUGCAAAUGCUCAGCGGUUUGAAAACGCACAUGCAGCUGAAGUCCGAGAGCCAGGUGCCGGCUCUGCCCCUUCCGCCCAGAAUUCGAGUUUUUCUGUCGAACCUGUUUGCUCAGACUAUCAGAGUUAGUGAGUGCUACCUGCCAGAAAUCAAUCAGAUGCGCCAGUUCGUCAGCAGACCGCCGAGUAAAAACUUCCGGCUGUACUGCACCAUGAUCAGACACGACGAAGACACCAAUCUGACUGCUGGAACCUGCUAUACUUUGUACUUGGAAUUUUUAGGAGGACUAGUCCCUCUGCUCAAGGGCAAGAGGACCAGCAAAAUCAAACCAGAAUUUGUGAUAUUUGACCCUCAAGUGGAAGAGACGGAAUUGUUAGACGUGACAAAGCUGCGCUUGAAUGACGUGUCUCCAAACGGCCGGUUGACGUCCGACUCGUCCGACUCGGACAUGGACGACGGUUGUGCCAGUCCGCGGGUCCAAAUGAGACAAAGGCGGUGCCGGCGGGCGCACGAGAAACGGGACCUCGUAGAAAUCGAUGAUCUGACUUAUGUAGAUAUUUUACCAGAGUACGCCAGGCUGGUACAAGUGACGUCCAACAUUUGGGGAACGAAAUUCAAAGUGCACGGCCUGGCAAAGUCGUUGCCCGAGAACCUGGGACACAUAACCUACAAAACGUCGUUGCUGCAUCUGCAACCGAGGCAAAUGACGCUGGUAAUGACUGAGCUCGGUGAUGACGUUGUUCUCGGACCCGACCCAAAUUUCAACCCUCAUCUCUUUUCUGAGGAUGAGGACGAAGCGGCGAGCGAAGUGGAUCAACGGAGCCUCCCGCUGACGGACCUGGCCCUGCCGAUCGCGCCGAUGACGCCGCGUCCGGCCGGCGAGUCGCGGCGCCUGCAGCAGCAGUCGUCGCGCAGCUCGCGGCCCAGCACCAAGGCGACCGAGAAUUCCGCCAGCCUGCAGCGGGCACCCAGUUCGCUGCCACCCCUGUGCGGGGGUGAGCCCCAAACGCCCAAGCACACCGUCGCGCCGCGCGAAGACCUGCCCUCCGAGCCCAGCACCAGCAUGCGGGUCAAGUCGUCCAUCAAGGUGGCAAGCCAAUUGGACGAGGCAAAGGAGCAGAGCCGGACGAAGCGUCGGGAGAAGCAGGCGUGCAGCCACAAGCAGGCGGUGUCGUCGCUGUGCAAGGAGGAGGAGGCGGCAGCGGCGGCGGCUGUGGCGGCGGGGGCAGUGACGGCCCCCGGGCGCGGCCCCACGGUGGUCAAUCCGUCCACGUACAGCAUCCUGCUGGAUCCAAUGGUGCGCUCGUGCAGCGUCGGCUACCUCGACCUGGUCGACCUGACGCUCAACUCGCACGGCCCGCUCGGCGACCCCGCCGACGCGCCCCCCAAGCGGCUCGUGUUGGUGCACAAGAAGGAGCAGCCGAAACCGAAACUCAGCAACUGCGGCAAGAGCAAGAGCUUUGACUCCAGCGAAAUCUUCCCCUCGGCAGAAAGAAAGAAGCAGGCUCGCGGAAACGCCAACAUGACUUUCCAGAAAUCGCAGGUGACGCGGAAGCCGGUGCAGAAGAAGGAAGUGGAGCAAACGGAAAAUAAAGACUUAAAGGCCGAGGACCAUGUUUUUGUGAACCAAAACGACGGACUGGCGAGCAGCGCGACCGAACACAAUAAUCACACGUCGCGACUGCCGCACAGUUCGCCGGCCAGUCCAGCCUUAGGAAAGAAGAAAAGGAACCAGUCUCCCCUGAGAAGCUUUGCUUUGGAUUGCAGGAGACACCUUCUCAACUCACCCUUGUUGUCAAGGCGUGUGUGGAAAAACCGCAACACAAAUGAAAGUUCCGACGACGAAGUUGCGUGUCCUAACGAGGAAGUGAUAAACGGGCGCAACUUUCGAGAUCUCGAAACCUUUCAGAAAGCGCAGUUAAGACAAAAGUUAAGAAAAGGAAAAAACGACCCUCCCUCCGUACCUGCUGCUGCGAGGCACAGGGAAUUUGUGAUGCAUAACAAGGCCCCCAUGUGGAACGAGAACAGCCAGGUUUAUCAGCUCGACUUUGGCGGCCGCGUCACGCAGGAGUCGGCCAAAAACUUUCAGAUUGAAUUCCGAGGAAAGCAGGUUAUGCAGUUCGGCCGAAUUGACGGAAAUGCUUACACGCUUGAUUUCCAAUAUCCUUUCUCAGCCCUCCAAGCUUUUGCAGUUGCACUCGCCAAUGUUACUCAACGUCUGAAGUAAACUCUAAUAUUGACUACACACUCACACGCAAUCUGAUGGUUUUUACACGAUUUUUGAUCAAGAAGUGAAUUAAGUGAAAGCAGAGCUGCGCGCGCGCGUGGCAGAAAAGUUGGAAAUACAUAUGUUUUGAUCGUGUGAUUUUAAAUGGUUCGUGGGUUAUCUCGUUGUUAUCAUCGUUGAGUUGCAAGUUGAAUUAAAUUACAGCAGAGCAGUUAAGUUUGAAUAAAAACACUGUUGAUUGUCCAUAUUACAUUUUGAAAAAACUGCGAUAUCUGUAUAAUUAUUAUUUGAUUAAUUUUUAAGUGGCAAAACAUUGUACGCUAUAACUAAGAAGUCGGAGUCUGUCAAUUUUGCCUGCCUAUAACGGGAUAUAUAUAUUGUACACAUUUUUGGUCCUUAUUGGGAGCUACGCUAUCGCAUGGGUAUAUAAGUUGUGUGCCGAUGCCGAUGCCGACGACGAGUCGCAAGACAAGUGUUUGUAGCACGAAGAAAUUUUUAUGUCCGCGCAGGCGACACUGUGUAAUUAUAGCGAUUAAAGUGUAACUUGCCAAACAAAUUCUGGACCCAAUAAAACUUUUUUGCAGUUUCAAAACAG
Molecule: messenger RNA, 4100 nt
Organism: Cloeon dipterum
Lineage: Eukaryota; Metazoa; Arthropoda; Insecta; Ephemeroptera; Baetidae
Gene: Tusp
Product: WD40 superfamily protein Tusp
Exons: 16
Coding region: 203-3505 (1100 amino acids)
Molecular function (GO): protein binding
Source: RefSeq, a predicted model, not a curated record